Messenger RNA from Stegastes partitus (bicolor damselfish), 1823 nucleotides. It is a transcript of the gene itpkca, whose product is annotated as inositol-trisphosphate 3-kinase Ca. Gene Ontology annotation, biological process: inositol phosphate biosynthetic process; phosphatidylinositol phosphate biosynthetic process. Gene Ontology annotation, molecular function: inositol hexakisphosphate kinase activity. Gene Ontology annotation, cellular component: nucleus; cytoplasm. The record is from RefSeq and is a predicted model, not a curated record. Lineage: Eukaryota; Metazoa; Chordata; Actinopteri; Pomacentridae. The transcript is spliced from 7 exons. Bases 2 to 907 code for a protein of 301 amino acids.
CAUGCAGAACUCUGCAUGGAAGAAACAAAAAAGUUGUUGGACUUCACCUCUCAUUCCUAUGACUCCAAAGAAACCUCAGCAGUGGCUGCAAGUGGUCGGACAUGCAGGGAGCUUUCAUGUCGGGGAUUAUGGCACGCUGCUGAAGAGGUUUUGUGAGGGUGAGCAACAGUGCUACCUGAGACUGAUGGAGGACACUCUGAGGCCCUUUGUUCCAGCCUACCACGGUGUGGUGCAGCGCGGCGAGCAGGAUUACAACAUGAUGGAUAACUUGUUGACCCAUUUCAACACACCUGCCAUCAUGGACUGCAAGAUGGGCAGCCGCACGUACCUCGAGGAGGAGCUUGUAGUGGCCCGAGAACGGCCUCAGCCUCGUAACGACAUGUAUGAGAAGAUGGUGGCAGUGGAUCCAGAGGCGCCAACAGUUCAGGAAAGAGCCCAGCAGGCAGUGCUGAAAACCAGGUACAUGCAGUGGAGGGAGACGCUGAGCUCCACAGCAAGUCUGGGGUUCCGUGUUGAGGGAUUCAGGAAGGCAAAUGGAGAAUGCCAGACGAACUUCAAAAGGACUAAAAGCAGAGAACAAGUGGUGGAAGCUCUCGACAGCUUUGUUGAGUCCAAUACAAACAUUGUGUGGGGCUAUCUGAGGCGACUGAAACAGCUGCGGCAGGUCUUGGAGGCAUCACACUUCUUCAGAACACAUGAGGUUGUGGGCAGUUCUUUAUUGUUUGUACACGACUGGACCGGCAAAACAGGAGUCUGGAUGAUUGACUUUGGGAAGACGGUGAGCUUGCCACCGCACCGCACCUUGGACCACCGCACCCCGUGGGCAGAGGGUAAUCGAGAAGACGGCUACCUGUGGGGUCUGGACAACCUCAUUGAUGUGCUAGCCAACAUGUUGCCACUGACCUGAAUGUCUUUUUGAACACGCGUGGAAAUUUACUCUCAACCGAACGACACAUGGAUUCUGAAAUGGCUGUUGUCAGAAUUUACAGGAAUAUACAGUCGCAAUCAGAGGAACGGAAACCUUUUAGAGGUUGGUUACAAUACAAGUAAAAACUGCAAGUAAAUACUUUCCAGAAGAAAUUUUUUAUCUGCAAAUCAGGCCCGCAACUCUGGUCGAAGGAUCAUUAAUAAUCCUUUGGCCUUAUACGGCAAAUCCAGUGUUACUGAUAAUUAGACUUACCUGCACUGUGCCAGAGCCAAACACACACUCUGUUUUUCCAGCCUCAGCAGAUGUCUGACCCGACUGUCUGGAGACGACCUGCUCACUAUUUCAGGAAACACACGGCUCUACCAAUUAUAGGCUAAAAAUACGGACAUCCCCUGUGACUUAUCGGUUUAAAUGUCACAUUGUGUCGUUAAAAUGGUGCUAAGACUAUAAAGCUAAAAAAGAAAAGUGGACUUUUUUUCUGCAUUUCAUUUGUUUGCCUCUUGAUCAUUAUUUGAUAACGGAGAGAAAUGAGAACCGGAGCUGUGACGAGUAAUUGAGUCGUCAACGACUGUUUAAUUAAAUGCCAACUAUUUUGAUAAUUGAUUCAUUGGUUUGGGUAAUUUCUUAGGGGGAAAAAAAGAUUAAAUUUGUGGAUCCCAGCUUCAUAAAUUUGAAUAUUUUCUAGUUUCUUACUACUCUGACUGUGAACUAAAAAUCUUUGUGCUGUGGACAAAAAAAGACAUUUAAGGACAUCAUCUUGGACUUUGAGAAACACUGAUGGACAUUUUUCACCAUGUUCUGAUAUUUUAUAAACCAAACAUGUAAUUGAUAAUUGUGACAGUAGUUGACAUAUGAAUUGACAAUGUACAUAAUUAUAAAUUUGUGUGUUGGUAAA